Molecule: messenger RNA, 284 nt
Organism: Drosophila navojoa
Lineage: Eukaryota; Metazoa; Arthropoda; Insecta; Diptera; Drosophilidae
Source: RefSeq, a predicted model, not a curated record
UCGUUUUGUGCUCAGCCGUGACCUUUCUGAUGUGCACGGCCCAUGUGACAUUCACAAACUUGAAAUGCAACUUCACCGAUAAGAGUUUUGGGGACUUUAAGUAUUGCUACAUCAAGGCCGUCAAUCGUACUCACAAGUACAUCAGCAUCUAUGCGAAAAUGGCUCCACAAUCCAUUAAUAAUGCUUCGGUAAGCGGCAAGCCGAAUGUCGGAAAUGAAGAUCUUCGCUAAAUGUAUCAAAUUCUAUGAAAAACAGGUCAACAUCCAUAUGUUGCGCAAGAGCAA